Molecule: messenger RNA, 4122 nt
Organism: Iphiclides podalirius (scarce swallowtail)
Lineage: Eukaryota; Metazoa; Arthropoda; Insecta; Lepidoptera; Papilionidae
Source: the annotation of a GenBank genome assembly
AUGGCAAAAUCUGCGCAAGAAUUUAUUCAAAAUUCCUUUUCACCAAUUAUAGCUGUUUUGUGCAGCCCACGAAUCAAUACUCUUGUUUCAAAAAACAAUCUAACAUUCUCUGAACUACUUCAACCCUUUGCAUCAUUGGACUGGGAAGGUCAAUUUCGUGAACCUGGAGGAAAUGUUUGUACAAUUAAAAAUUGGAAAUUAAUUAUAAGAGAUGUCAAUUGGAAACCUCUUCAACCUACUGAAGCUAGAAGGCAAUUAAACAAUGCAGUUUUACACAAUUAUGAUGAUAAAACAAUUUCUUUAGAGUUAGAUGGACAUAAGUUUGAUGUUCCUCAAUUAACUCCUUGGUUUGAUGCCUGGAGAGAAACGUAUCUGGAGGUGCAAUUUCCAUCUGAUCAUGAAUUUACUAAACAUUUCUUGUCUUGUAUAAUUGUUGCGACAACAUUAGAUGAAGAUAUUGUUGAUACAUAUAAUGUAUUAAAUCAGCAAUAUGCGCAAUUACAAAAUGUAGCUCCUCCAAAAUUACCAAAAUGGUUCAAUAAUGGUGUUCUAAAGUCAUAUCUGCUUGUGCAUGAUGUAACAUCUGUACCUAAAGAGAAAGCUGAUGCAACAUUUGAAAAAAUGAAACAAUCGUUUGGUGUGGGGAAUUGUUUCAUGUUAUCUAUAAACUCAAAAAGUUCAACGGAUCCAAAGCUUGUUACAGACUUUUGGGCUUCAUAUGUAACAAGAACAUCGGAAUCUUAUAAUGAGAUGUCAUCACCAAUGAAUGCAACAACAUUUGAACCUCAAAUUUCACCUGCUCCUAAUGCAAUGACACCCGAAGACAGACCUAAUAUAACAAUUACUACGACUCAAGAAGGUGUGCAUCCAUUGACAGCAUCUGAAAAUGAUGUUUAUGAUAAUGCAAAUAGUUUGCAGACUCAUUCCUUUUCUGGCAGUUCCGAGAGUGUUAAUGUGACUGGAAAAAGUUUAGAUUAUUCCAAUGAAGUCCAUGGUGCAGCAUUGAAUGCAAAUGAUGUUGAAGCAAUUAAAAAAUUUAUGCAAGAGUAUGCAUCAAAAGCAUUGCUUCCUUACUUAGAAAAACAAAUUGCUCAACUUUCAGAUGUGGUUGCCAAUAGAAAAGGCGUAAGCAGAUCCUUACUUUCAGCAACAAAAAGGUGGUUUGCUGCUGGCAAGGGUGGAAAUACAACUGGAAAUAAUGUUGUGAUUUAUUCAAGUGACUGCCCAGAACUACAACUGCGACGUCUAGGUGACCUCUGGUUUUUAUGUGGACAAUGGCAAAGAGCUUUUGACACAUACCAUACUGCAAAGCGGGAGUUCUAUGCAGACAGUGCAUGGCUGUGCUAUGCCGGGGCUCUCGAGAUGGCUGCAAUCAGCGCCUUUAUGGCAGGCGAAUCAAAUCGAAAAACGCAUGGCUACAUGGAGGAAAGUAUUGUGACUUAUCUCAAUACAUGCAGAAUGGUGCAAUACGCUGUCAGAGCCACCUUACUUUCGGCCCUGUGCUUAAUCAACUCGGGUCUCCACGGGGAAGCCGCUAAGCAGCUUAUCCGUAUGACUUCUGAAGACAGCGAUUUGCGCAGCGCGAUGCUGUUGGAACAGGCCGCUCUUUGCUUCUUGUCAGGGCCUGGCACCAGAGCCAUGUGUAGGAAGUACGCGUUUCACAUGGUGCUCGCCGGACAUCGCUUCUCUAAAGCGGGACAGAAGAAACAUGCUUAUCGAUGCUACCACCAAGCUUAUCAGGUGUACACGGGAAGUGGCUGGCGGCUGGCGACCGACCACGUGCAGUUCGCUCUGGGCCGGCUGGCGGGGGCGCUGCGGAGGCCGAACGCCCCUCAGUGGCUGGCCGCGCCACUAGCGCCCCCCUCGCCCCAGCCGCCGCACCAGCAGGCCGCGUUCCUCCGCGAGUACAUGCUGGCGCAUCAGCAAUGGAUCGAGGGCGCGGAGGGCUGGUCGGGGCGGCUGCCGCUGGCGCCGGUGCCGCUGGUGGCGCGCGGCGAGACGCGCGUGCGGUGCGCGGGCCCCGCGCCGCUGGCCGCCGCGGGCCGCGCGCCCGCCUCCGCGCCCAACGCCACGCCGCGCGCCGCCCUGGUGUGGCGCCGCCUCGAGGAGAUGCUGCUCCAAGCGGCGCACGGCGCACCGCCCCUCAUAUUCAAGCCCACCGUCGAUCUGUACACGGAGGGCACGGACGCGAACCCGAUCGUGCCGCAGGGCGAACCGAUACAAAUCACGAUAACGCUGACAAAUCCGCUGAAGAUACAAUUGCUGCUGAAAGACCUGGAAUUGCUGUGGCAGUUUGUACCAGACGUCGAAGACGCCGACGGGCCCAAAGACAUCCUGAACAACGAGCCGUACAUAGCGUCGGGGCGCAGCUUAGAGAGCAACGUGAUCUCGAGACAGAAGAUACAGUCGUUCGUCUUGGAGGGGGAAUGCAACAAGCGAUUGACGUUCUCAUUGACGCCGCUGCAGGUGGGCCGGUUGCUGGUAAAAGGUCUGGCUUAUAAGUUGAUCAAUAUCGGCGAAGACGGAAAGGAGAAUAGUAAUAGCGUGGUAAUAUCGGGGAAACUGGAUUUGUUGGCCGAUGGCAACGAAUCUGAUAAACGUUUGCAAAUCAUUGUUAUCCCACCAGCCCCAUGUUUGCAGAUGACAUUCUCGGAAACAAGUUCGGACGUGAUAAGCGGCGAGCUGAGGAUCAUCGACGUGGAAUUCCGCAACGUUGGACCCGUCGAAAUGAGGAACUUGCACUUGGCAGUGUCCCAUCCCGAUUGCGUCAGCCUCGUCACCGACGAGCGCGAAGACGACUUCAAGCUGCUCUAUGAGGAGAAAUAUAAGGAACCAACAACCUAUCCGGACGAGCGCGCGGCGCGCGCGGCCUCGCGUGCGGCCACCGCGGGGCGGCACGCGCGACUCGUGGCGGCGUCCGUACCCGCGGCGGCGGCGGCGGCGUGCGUGCGCGCCAAGCUGGUGCUGCGCGCGCGCCGGCGGGCGGUCGCGCUGCGGCUGCUCGCCUACUACGAGACCGGCCUGCGGCAGCGCCCGCACCGGCUGCUGCGCCACGAGAUACGCUUCGAGCCGACGGAGGCCGUCGAAAUUCAAGUUACACCGCGAAGGAGUUUAAAUAAGACCGGGGAAAAUGUCGUUGAGAACAUGAGCAUGGCUGUAGAAGUAAAAAACGUGUGCAAAGAGAAAGACGAGGAUAUUACAGUGGAAGUGUUAGAGGUUACCUUGCUGAGUCAGCAAUGGGCCUUAACGAAUCUCGUCGCGGCACCUAACACAGACGCCGCUUUGAUUCCCCGAGAAAGAAUCCACUAUGUGUUCAAAGCGAGGAGGAAACUUGAAGAGAACGCCAAAGGAAACUUGGAAUAUUCAUACAUCAAAGUUGGCAAGAAGCAUCCGGAAAGCGUCGACGAUGUAAAAUCACCGCCAUACUCUAAGUUCCUGAUUGAUUAUCUCCCUUCAGUGGACGACAUUACAGAGCCGAACUAUUCCGAGGCGGAGAGGAAACGAGACGGACUGAUUCAAUCGAUGCUCGUCGUGAGAUGGAAGGCGUACGACAAGAUCUUAAACAGAACUGCGAUCGGUCAUCACUGUGUGUGGAUGGAUUGCUUCGCGAAAGCCUUGUCGAGGGAAAAAGACCCGACGCAAGAUAUCCCUAUGCAGCUUGACGAUCUCGAGAGUAAGACCAACUUGAGCGAAACUAAAGAGGGGAGCGACAAAAACAACAUCGUCCUGUUCAAACUGGAACAUUCCAACUACGUGUGCCACAAUUUUACAACAAGGAAGCUAUGCCUGAUACCCAUCGUUAUAAAUAUAGUCAACUGUUACGGAGUUCCCGUGACUGUGUUCAUUGAUAUGUCUAAACAACAAAAUAGGGAGUCCACCGGUGAGUUGGGCUGGGCGGGCGCGUUGAGCACGGGCGGCGGGCCGGACUCUCAGCACUUGGGGCUGCACGUGCGCCUGCGCGGGUUCGAGUCGCGGCGCGUGCCGGUGCGGGCGCUGUGCGCCGCGCCCGGCACAUACGUGCUCGGCUCGGGCUUCGUCGUCACCACCACCUGGGGCCGGGACGAGCAGGCCACCACGCGCUUCUCCAACAACACCUCGCUGCUGGUCGUGAAGCAGGCGGCC